This is a messenger RNA of Oncorhynchus masou masou (cherry salmon), 2848 nucleotides long. Its product is annotated as endonuclease domain-containing 1 protein-like. Gene Ontology annotation, molecular function: metal ion binding; hydrolase activity; nucleic acid binding. The transcript is spliced from 2 exons. The coding region runs from base 479 to 1549 and encodes 356 amino acids. The record is from RefSeq and is a predicted model, not a curated record. Lineage: Eukaryota; Metazoa; Chordata; Actinopteri; Salmoniformes; Salmonidae.
CUCAACAGUCUCCAGUCUACCAACUGGUCUCUGUAAUAACUAUUUAAAUCAGUCUGUCCUGACUCAGCUCAACAGUCUCCAGUCUACCAACUGGUCUCUGUAAUAACUAUUUAUUAAAUCAGUCUGUCCUGACUCAGCUCAACAGUCUCCAGUCUACCAACUGGUCUCUGUAAUAACUAUUUAAAUCAGUCUGUUCUGACUCAGCUCAACAGUCUCCAGUCUACCAACUGGUCUCUGUAAUAACUAUUUAAAUCAGUCUGUCCUGACUCAGCUCAACAGUCUCCAGUCUACCAACUGGUCUCUGUAAUAACUAUUUAAAUCAGUCUGUCCUGACUCAGCUCAGCAGUCUCCAGUCUACCAACUGGUCUCUGUAAUAACUAUUUAAAUCAGUCUGUCCUGACUCAGCUCAACAGUCUCCAGUCUACCAACUGGUCUCUGUAACUUCAUCUUUGUCUCUGUGGUGUACAGUCUUCAGGUGAUGAUGGGGGUAUUGAAUCAUCUCUCUACUCUCCUCCUCCUCUCUCUCCUUCCUCCUGCUCUCUCUCAUGUAGUGGAGAACUUCAGUGUUGUUCCACAGUGCCAGACGUUCUUCCUGAAUGACACAACUCCAAAUCUCCCAGAUAUUUUGGUUGGUGGGAUAGUCAAGGACCAGAACCGCUACAAGCCGAUUUGCCAGAAGUACAACAACAUCUACAGGUUUGCAACUCUGUACGACACGACCAACAGGAUCCCUGUGUUCUCAGCCUACACCUUCUCUGGUCGUGGGGGCAGGAGACAAAGUCAGUCCUGGAAGAUAGAGCCUCAGCUUGAAAUUAUAGAUGUAGAACACAUGACAACUCAACGUGGGGCGAGGGACUUCCAUCAAGCUGUGGACGCAGACUACAAUGCAAGAAAAAGUAGCAUUGUGCUGGACAGAGGUCACCUGUUCCCAUGUUCGUAUGUACCUGAUGAUGAUACCAUGGCUUCCACUUUCACCCUGACAAACGCCGUUCCCCAGGAACGUGGCUUCAACCGAGGCAGAUGGAAGACAAUGGAGUGCAGAGUUAGAACGGCUCUUGAGCUUAACUGUAAGGAUAACAACAACAAGAUAAAAGCCUAUGUGGUGACUGGAGCCGUGCCCAGCAGCAGCAGCAGCAGAAAACUGAACAACAGAGUGAACAUCCCAGAUCUCAUGUGGACAGCCUUCUGCUGUUACAACAACAACCUGAAUCAGUGGGUGGCCCAAGCACACUGGGGUGAGAACCAAAAGGAGGUCAAGGGGAAAACAUUGAAACCGGAAACCUUGGAAGCACUCGAAGGCAAGUUGAACCAAAUCUACAAUGUCGGAGUCAAGGUGUUUGACAAUAAAUGUCCAAGAAACGUUGUAUUAGAGGACGAGACAGGGGGGAACUUAGAGGCUGUAGAAGAGGUUGAGCCGGGGAAAAAGAGGGUCAGGGAAGGGAGUGGAGAGGGGAACGGAGAGCGGAACAAAAAGAAGGCGAGAACAUCAAGGGCGUUAAAGGAUUGUGAUGACGAGGAUGGAUGUGAUUGUGACUGUGAUGAAAAGUAAUGAGUUUUGUCCAGUGGUAAUUCCCACAACUAUUCAGUACACAUUCCCAAAGGUACAAUGGUUAUAAGGGUUUAAUGGUUAUAAGGGUUAAGUAAUAAGGGUUAUAAGGGUUAAGUUAUAAUGGCUAUAAGGGUUUAAUGGCUAUAAGGGUUUAAUGGCUAUUAGGGUUUAAUGGCUAUAAGGGUUUAAUGGCUAUAAGGGUUAUAAGGGUUUAAGGGUUAUAAGGGUUAAGUAAUAAGGGUUAUAAGGGUUUAAUGGUUAUAAGGGUUAAGUAAUAAGUGUUAAAAGGGUUUAGUAAUAAUGGUAAUCAUGGUUAUAAGAGUUAAGUAAUAAUGGUUAUAAGGGUUAAGUAAUAAUGGUUAUAAGGGUUAAGUUAUAAUGGUUAUAAGGGUUUAAUGGCUAUAAGGGUUUAAUGGCUAUAAGGGUUAUAAGGGUUAAGUUAUAAUGGUUACAAGGGUUUAAUGGCUAUAAGGGUUUAAUGGUUAUAAGGGUUUAAUGGUUAUAAGGGUUUAAUGGCUAUAAGGGUUUAAUGGCUAUAAGGGUUUAAGGGUUAUAAGGGUUAAGUUAUAAUGGUUAUAAGGGUUAAGUUAUAAUGGUUAUAAGGGUUUAAUGGCUAUAAGGGUUUAAUGGCUAUAAGGGUUUAAUGGCUAUAAGGGUUAUAAGGGUUUAAUGGCUAUAAGGGUUAUAAGGGUUAAGUGUUAAUGGUUAUAAGGGUUAUAAGGGUUAAGUUUUAAUGGUUAAGUUAUAAGUGUUAUAAGCCAUGGUUCUAAUUAAACUAGUUUAAGGCUUGUGAAGGUUAAAGACACGCUACAUUACUUUGGCGACUAAGAAAGUCUAUUUUUAAACCUCCCACUUUGGGCUGGAUGUGUCAAUAUGUCGUUCAUACAUGAGUCUAUGAGCAGAAUGACCAUUUCCCUACAAUUCACCCCCCCUUCCCUACCAAUUUGAGUCUGAGCCAAUGAGCAUCAGCCCCUCACAUUUGAGUGAAAACUAGUGUGGUGGCAGAAUUUGUGUUGAACUGUUGUAACUUCUCAAGGGACAUGUUCUGUGUUGGACUGUGAUGUCAUGUCUUUCAUAGAGUCCUGGUGUGUCUGGACCUUAAACACACCUUAAACACAAGGCCAUUGUGUUCUAGAACUGUUGCUGGUAUAAAUAACUGUUGUGUAAUAAUCUGAUGAUAUUAUCACCUCCCACUAUAUAAGGGACAUGGAACCAUUUACUCAGGAGGUUCUUCCCUGUGAAAUCAGAAUCAUGUCCCCUGCAGCUGCUUGAUUAAACAUGUUUCUAUACAAUUAAAAA